Messenger RNA from Colletotrichum aenigma, 1563 nucleotides. RefSeq names its product Cytochrome P450 monooxygenase ATR2 (gene ATR2-3). Gene Ontology annotation, molecular function: oxidoreductase activity, acting on paired donors, with incorporation or reduction of molecular oxygen; heme binding; monooxygenase activity. The transcript is spliced from 8 exons. The record is from RefSeq and is a predicted model, not a curated record. NCBI's taxonomy places the organism in Eukaryota, Fungi, Ascomycota, Sordariomycetes, Glomerellales, Glomerellaceae. Bases 1 to 1563 code for a protein of 520 amino acids.
AUGAACGUGACAGUUGAGGACACUUCUUUGUUGCCUACGCUUGUGGCAAGAUGGCCUCUAGUCUUUACAGCUCUCAUCACCCUCAUCCCUGUCAUUGCCGCAAAAUGGGGUUUCAAGAAGGAUCGCCUGGGUCACAUACCAAGCGUGGGAGCCGGCAGAACAAAAGAGCAACGAAGACAGGAAUUCAUGGCGCCAGGAGGAGCCAGAGGGCUUUACAGAGAAGGGUAUGAAAAGUUCAAAGGUCGCGCAUUCCAGAUUAUGACUGCAAGCGAACUGCCAACCGUGGUCAUCCCCCCAAAGUUCAUCCCCGAGCUUAAGAAGCUGUCCGACACUGUCUUGGGGUUCCAGGAGGCCACCGAUGAGGCCAUCAACAAUCAGUAUCUUGACAUCCCGACCGACACAACAAUGCUCGCACAUACGGUCAAAGUCUCGCUUACGCCAGCCCUUGCACGCCUUAGCCCAGCCAUUGCUGCCGAAGUAACGCAUGCCAUUGACACAGAGCUCCCUCCGUGCAAGGACUGGACCGAGGUCCCUAUCAACAACAAGCUGUUUAGAAUUGUUGCGAUGGCAUCCGGGCGGGUCUUCGUCGGACCGGAACUUUGUCGCAAUGAAGCCUAUCUCGACACUGCUAUUAACUAUACCGUCGACAUGGUCAACGCAGUUCUUGGUGUGAUGGGUCUGCCAGCUUGGCGGCGGAGAUUCUCAAGCCGAAGGCUACCUGAAGUCAAGAAACUAUUUCAGCGUUUCAAAGAAGCUGAAAACUUUCUAGGGCCAGUGGUCACGGCCCGACGAGAUGCCAUGGCGAAAGCGGACUACGAGAAGCCCGAUGAUAUGUUACAAUGGUUGAUUGAUGCCCAGGACAAAUCCAAGCACGGCUCACGCAACGAUGCGGAGCUGGCAAUUUGGCAACUAGGUGCCAGCUUUACUGCAAUUCAUACUACGACGGCGACAGCGACGAACGCAUUGUACACAUUAGCAUCGAUGCAAGACAUCAUCCCGGUCCUUCGAGAAGAGAUUCAAGAAGCACUUGCAGGGUCCGGCAACGAGUUCACCAACGCUGCGUUGCAGAACAUGGUCAAGCUGGAGAGCUUUCUCACCGAAUCAAUGCGUACUUAUCCCAUGAGUGCCGCGAAUGCUCAGCGCAAGGUUCUCCAACCUUUCACUCUUUCCAACGGCCAAACGAUCCCAUCUGGUGUCCUCAUCGAACUACCAUCGGCCGCCGUCAACAUGGACGAUAAUCUCUAUCCCUCAAGCAGCCAGUUUGGUGCCUUCCGGUUCUCCAAGUUACGGCAAAACAAGGUCAAAGCUACAGAAGAUGGCACCGAGGUUGGUCACUUGUUCUCGAGCGUGGGACAAACGAGUUUGAACUUCGGGUUCGGCCGACACGUCUGCCCAGGUCGCUUCUUCGCGUCUGUCGAGAUCAAGAUGAUCGUUGCCAUAAUUCUGUUGAACUUUAACAUCAUGCUCGCGGAAGGCGAGACAGAGAGAUACAAAAACAUUGAAAUUGGCGUUCAGUCCAUGCCGGACCCCGCGAAGACAAUUCGACUAAAACGACGCUCAUAA